Molecule: messenger RNA, 9583 nt
Organism: Trachemys scripta elegans
Lineage: Eukaryota; Metazoa; Chordata; Testudines; Emydidae
Gene: GALNT5
Product: polypeptide N-acetylgalactosaminyltransferase 5
Exons: 10
Coding region: 499-3378 (959 amino acids)
Cellular component (GO): Golgi apparatus
Source: RefSeq, a predicted model, not a curated record
GUUGCUGUAUAACUGGUUAAUAAACAAAAGAACUCGGAAGGUAAGAGCUGCACAAAAAGUUUUCUGGGUAAUGGACUGAAGUAGUUUCCUUAUGUGAGGAGGUGUUGAGUUACAGCAGGACGAAUGAGAGCUGGGUGGAGAGAAAAAAACAUCUGAUCUGCAACCUUUCCCUUCUCGUAGGGCAACGUGUAUAAUAGUUAAACAAGAAAAGCAAUGGGAAUAUAACGUGGAACUUCUACUUGUUGUUUCUUCAGUGACCUAACGCCUGUGUUUACAGUAGAUGAAAUGAAAUGCUGCUGGAUUAAUCAUGAAAAGCUGAGGAGACGCAGAUGCCCCGCUGUAAAAUGCCACGCAGGCAACGACUGACAGGCAGCAGGAUCUGAGGUUUCCCCUGGAUCACUAGUCAGACGUGUUCCAGGGAGCGGGGACUGCUGGCUCACUAAGGUAAGAGGCCCAGGGGGGGCAAGCACAAUAAAGAAGACAAAAAGACUUUUAAAGAUGAACAAGAUCCGGAAGCUUUUCCGAGGUAGUGGGAGAGCUCUCGCGUUUAUAUUUGUUGCCUCUGUCAUUUGGUUGAUCUUUGACAUGGCAGCACUCAAGCUUUCAUUCAGUGAGAUCAACACCAAGGUUCUGAAAGAUGAGAUGAUCAGGAGGGAAAGGGAAAGAUUCAAAGUUUGGCGAAACUUAGAAAAGACCCCUGAAAGCUCCAGAAGGGAACCAAAACCUCCCCCGAAAGGCUUUGAAAGGGGGAGAUUUAGUAAAGAGAAAUAUAGAAAUAUAGAAGAGAAAGUGGUAGAGGCUGAAAAUGAAAUUGACAAACAGAAUGAAAAGAGAACAGCAAAACCAACAGAAAAGAGAAGCAUGGCCUAUAAGAAAAUGAUUGUGCCACUUGGGACAUUCUCAGUGAAACUGCUGAGCCCCUAUCCCUCUGUUCCCAUGGAAAAGAAAGAGAGAAAAAAGCAUGUAAAGAUUGUAAACUCCACUGACCUGCUGAGAACAAAGCAAACUGUUCCCAAAAGGCUUCAGCAGACCCCAUUAGCUGCAGCAACAGGGAGAUCGGUUGUCAAAUUACCACACAGCACAGCUACUGUAAGAAACAAAGUUGCACAGAAAGAGGACCAACCUGUAACUAAGGUAUCAAAGGGCAUUGAGGGAAAUUUAAAAAUUGGGAUUACAGAGAAAAUCUCUUUGGCUGGAUUAAAACAGGAAUUGCAAACGGAGGCAAACCCCAAGGAACCUCAGAACAAACCCCCAGUACCAGAUUUGCCAAUUCCUAGGCAAAUCAUCUCUGUAAAGCAAAACAGGAUCGGGAUGAAAGCAAUAGAUGGCACCGAACACAAAACAAACAGGAGUUUGGAUGUACCUGUCAGCAAGCUGGCUGCUGCAAACAGUGCCGAGAAAAAGGGAUUGUCCACAAAGCCAACAGGACUGGGAAAGAUGCCAAAGGAAGACGAAACAAAAGCUGCUCAUGAAAAGAAACUAACUUUCUCUGAAAAUCAGUUUGUCAUUAUUAGUAAAGAAGGGAUAAAAAUCAACAUCCCAGCAACCCAGAAUCUGGUAGCUGAUUCUAACGGAAAUUUUACAAUAAGAUUGAACAUGAGAAAAGAACAGCAAUUGAUUAGCAACAAAAGUGAGGAUGCCCCUAACAUGAACUCUGUAACCAAGACUGCUGAGCUUAAUGGUCUAACUAAGAAAGCAAUUUUGACAGAUGGUCCAGAGCUAACAAAAGUUCACGUCAGGUUAGAUGAUAAGGAGCAAUUAAGGAAAAGAAAUCGAAGCAGCUAUACGGUCCACUUUACAAGGGACACUGGAAUGCACAAAGUCUUAACAAUUGAUGUAACACUUUCCCCAAGGGAUCCCAAAGCUCCCGGUCAGUUUGGGCAUCCUGCUGCAGUCCCUGAUGAUAAGCAAGAAGAGGCAAAAAGUAGAUGGAAGGAAGGAAACUUCAAUGUCUAUCUGAGUGAUUUGAUACCUGUAGACCGAGCCAUUGAUGACACAAGGCCUGCCGGGUGUUCAGAACAACUGGUUCACAAUGACCUUCCAACUACCACGAUUAUCAUAUGUUUUGUGGAUGAAGUGUGGUCCACUCUUCUACGCUCCGUUCACAGUGUCCUCAAUCGAUCUCCUCCUCACCUGAUUAAAGAGAUUAUUCUGGUGGAUGACUUCAGCACAAAAGAAUACCUCAAGGAUAGCUUGGACAAAUAUAUGUCACAGUUUCCAAAGGUUCGGCUCCUUCACCUCAAAGAAAGACACGGUUUAAUACGAGCCAGACUAGCAGGGGCAGAGAUUGCUAAAGGUGAUGUAUUGACAUUCUUAGAUUCUCAUGUGGAAUGUAAUGUAGGAUGGUUGGAACCACUUCUGGAAAGAGUCCGUUUAAACAGAAAGAAAGUAGCAUGCCCAGUUAUUGAAGUAAUCAGUGACAAGGACAUGAGUUACAUGACAGUGGAUAACUUUCAGCGUGGGAUUUUUACCUGGCCAAUGAAUUUUGGAUGGAGGCAGAUUCCUCCAGAGGUCAUUGAGAAAGAUAAAAUCAAGGAAACAGAUAUAAUAAGGUGUCCCGUAAUGGCAGGUGGAUUAUUUUCUAUUGAUAAGAAGUAUUUUUUUGAACUUGGAACGUAUGAUCCUGGUCUGGAUGUUUGGGGAGGUGAAAAUAUGGAACUUUCGUUCAAGGUCUGGAUGUGUGGAGGAGAAAUUGAGAUCAUCCCAUGCUCCAGAGUUGGACAUAUUUUCAGGAAUGACAACCCGUACUCCUUCCCUAAAGACCGGAUAAAAACAGUGGAGCGGAAUUUGGCACGUGUUGCCGAGGUCUGGUUAGAUGAGUACAAAGAAUUGUUCUAUGGACAUGGUUACCACUUAAUCCAGAAAAACCUGGAUGUUGGAGACUUGACUCAACAAAUAGAACUGCGGAAGAAGCUUAAGUGCAAAAACUUCAAGUGGUAUCUGGAGAACAUCUACCCAGACCUGGAAGCUCCUCUUGUUAAAGCCAGUGGGCUGAUUGUUAACAUAGCUAUGGCUAGAUGCAUUACUGUGGAAAACUCCACUCUGGCCUUUGAGACUUGUAACAUUAGCAACAAGAACCAGAAGUUCAACUAUACUUGGCUGAGACUAAUAAAACAUGGGGACCUCUGCGUAGCACCAGUAGAUGCAAAGAGAACACUGGGCCUGUACCCUUGCGAUAACAGAAACAAUAGCCUGAAAUGGUUGCAUAAAUCAUUGGUGGCCUUUCAACCAGAACUGAUGGAUCACAUGGUUUUAGAACACCUUCAGCAGCCAACAUGUUUGGAAGUGGAUCAGUCUCACAAAAUCCUGAGGGUUAAUGCCUGUGAUGCCUCAAAUCCUUAUCAGAAAUGGCAGUUUGGCAAUUAUUAUGCUGACUGAAGAGAACACGAUCAAAACAGAAGCAGAGAAUUCAAAUCGUGUGAAUUCAAGAAUGACAUCUGUGAGACUUGUGACAGCAAUUACAAAAUUGGAGGUUCAUUUCCUAAUGGUAAUUUAAAUCCAUCAUUUUAAAUCACCAUAUUGAGAGAUCAAAAUAUCAAGCAACAGCACAUCUGGUUUGAUAUGGUUUAAAACAUUCAGGCAUAUUUUCCACUUGCUGUGGAGCACUUGGGGAAGGUUGAAUGAAAGUUUUUUCAGUAAGUGGAAAUACUUUCUAAAGUUCCUCAUUCCUACCUUGAGCAGACCUUCACUGACUGGCUUCAGAGAGAUUAAUGCAAGCUACCAGAAAUAGUUCCAGGGUUCAAUCCCUAUGACUGCACAUAGCAUCUUGUGCUGCUGUUUGGAAGAUCCACAUUUGCUCAUUUAUCCCUCCACAAGCCAACAAAAUGAAAGUACCUAGGCCCAGUACCUAAAAAUCCAUCCAGGAUCACAGGAAUCUGCUCCUACCAAAUUGGAUUCACUGAUUCUGAAAGGUAGGUGCCUGGAGCCACUUUUGAAUCUUGGUUUCCCAUGACAAAAGCCCAUCUUUAAUCACAAAAAAUAUAAAUCUUUCAGCACUUCUAACCUAGCAGCAGGCAAGGCCCUAUAAGUGCUGUAUUUGCAUACAGGCAUCGUGAAUUUGCUACCUUGGUUUGACCUCCUGCUUCCUAGAUGGGCAAGGAGUGGUUAGGCUGCAAAGCAGUGGAAUGUGCCUUAUCUAGCACUACAGCUAACCCUCUGGGCCAGUGCAAGAACAGUAUGAAUGCAGGAGACUUUAAAGAGACUCUCCAUUCAGCCCUUCUCAGCUGGAAAGAAGUGCCUCAGCACAGAGCCAUGAAAAGGGAAAAUAAACCAAAGGGUGUGGGAACCGUGUUGUGAUGGGGGUGAAGCUCCUCAGAAAGGGCCUGCUUAACCUGAAAAAAAGAGACCUGCAGGGACUUGCUUCUCACUACUAGUGAAUCCAAGAUGGCAGCCACACACUGUUGGGCAUGAUUUCAUGGUUCCUGGGUUGGCCACAUGUUAUGCGAUAGUACUGUAUACGCAUUCAAUGCAAAGCAAACCAGAAAAGCUUAAAUAAUGUUAAACUUUUAACACAAGGGGACAAAAGCUGAGAAACUCUGAGUCUAUGUUAAUUGCCUGUUCCUUUCUCAUGCCACUAUGGGAAAAAUGGAAUCUUUGUUUUUCUUAGAAUAGAAAAUGAUCUGUCAUGGAAGCUUUGAAUGUUUUUGUACCUAAGAUAUCUCCUUCUGCUCCUCCAGAUGAAUGAGAAGGUGGGCAGUUGUUAAAAGUAUGUAAUAGCAGAUUAGGCUUUUGCUGAAUACAUUCCUGUCUGUUGACUAUAGACAUCCAUAUAUUUUUUUAAAUCCAUUUGAUUGGCUGAACUGUAGCUGGUCUGUGAUGCAAACACAUAGCUAGGGCACUUCGGCACUUCACUGGAGGAGCCGUGCACUGGUGGGAGCAGAGUGGCGGUGGCAGUUGUGUACCAGGUAGAAGCGAGGACAAGGAUGUCUCAGGGUGGGCAGAACACAGCAUGUGCACUAGCUGACUGCAGAGGGGAGACGUCUCCUAACUGACUUUGCCCACUUGAAGCCCCAGCAUUUCGGAUGGCAUAAUAGCUGGUGCUAUCUCCUUCUGCUCCCCUCAGCACUAAAUAGUUCCUACCUUGCUGCUAGUAGGGAGAGAGGAUGGAAGUGACUCCCUGUGUCUGCUUAUGCCCCAGUGCAACCAUAUAGCAGAGGGCAGAAGCUAGCCUUGGUAUUGUAUCGAUUAAUGAUAAAGAGCAUGUGAUGUUACACUUUGACGGGCAAAGCAGUUGUGAUAAGAAUUGGCUAAAACGUUUGCUUUCUACAAACCAAGCUUUAACCUUUUGGAAAGUGUAGGAUUGGUUUACUAAAAGAGCACCCCCAGCAGGGCUUUGGAGCCCCUCUCAUAGCCUCACCAUCCAACUCCUUUCUGAUGGAUCUCUUUGCCUGGCCUACGCUAGCACCUAUCCACAGUCCUUCAACUCCCCUCUUAUCCUCUUAUGACUACCCAUUACCUCCUUCAAACGACCACCGGCUAUGCUGACCAGUUCAAUAGGCAUGGCAGGGUCAUGAGCCUUUGGACUGGCUAAUACCACUAGCAGCAGUAGCUCCUUGCAGGCCCUGUGCCCAGCUGAACACAUGGACUCGUACCCUCCUGAGUCCCUUGUACACUCCCCCAGAGCCAGAGCACAGUCGAGCCUUAUAUUUGUUAUUUUGCUUUGCAGUCUCUUCACUGGAAAGCAACCAAAGGGAACACUGAUAAAAGUUGCUCCCAGAGAAAGAGUAUAAUGGUGGCUCUUUGCUCCGAUCUGCCCUUUUUGUGUAUAUAGAACCGCCAGACUUGAUUUAGAAUAUUCAUAGGAGGGGGAGACGGCGAGUAGGAGCUCCACAUGUCCAGGAACAGGAGUUAUUCUGUGCAUGAAGCUAGGGUAGAAGCUCUGAGUGAAGAUCCACCCUGCAGAAUUGAAGGCAAAAUUGUCCUCUAAGACUAUGUGUCCCAUAUUUCCAUUUCAGACUUUCCAGAUAAGUUUUAACCUAUGAACAUAGAAGCUGAGGACACGUAAGUGCUGACCCUUCUCUCAUGAAGAGUUGAUUUGGAAGAUGGGUUUCCACGUUUACUCUCUUAGAUCAAAGUGCUACAAUUGUUAAGUCAGUGGGGCAUAUAGGGCUAGAUUCUCCCCUGCAUCUGAACUCCACCCAACACAGAGGAAUUGGGGGAGCUGUUAGGGAGCAAGUUAGAGCCCCUGAAUCUGGCCUGAUCCUAGCCAGUCUGCAAUGGCUCAGCUCAGGGGCAGGUCUGAUUUACAUCUCUGACCUAGGAUCCCUAGGGGACCCUACACCAGUGGAGGAUUUGUUCAGUGCCGCAGACCUCUGCUAGCCUCCUUAUCCACCCCAAAUACUCCCUUGUGCCAUGGGUGGGAGGCUGAUGCAGGAGCCGGCUCUGCCAGCUUUAUUGCAGCAGAGAGUUUCCUUACACCAGGGGAAUUCUUCACUGGCUGUUUGCAGCCAGAAUCUAGCCCAUAAUAUUCAAAUCCCCAUUAAAGUAACUAAGAGUUUUGUCUGAAAAAGGGCUGCAGAAUUUAGUGCUUCCUGUUCUUGACCUUAUUCAUGUAUCUCACAUGGAAGAUAGAAUUAGAUGUAGUGCAGUAAAAAUGAGAACUCACCUUUACUCUUACAGUUAUUUGGAAUCAAUACACUCAGUUGACAAAACUCAACAUACUGAAUACCCCUAUGAAUUCAUCCUCAUGUACAUUUUUCAUACUGUGAAACUUUUUAAAAGAUCUUUUAUGUCUGUUGUAUGGGAAGGGGGGAAUCGUACUGGAAUAACUGUCAUCAUUUAGGGAAAGAACAUUUAGUUACUUUUUUGAUAGGGUCAAAUUCAGCUGCGACAUGAUAUCUACAUCCAGGGUAUCGUAAUGUUUUGCACAUGGGACUUUCUUCUCAAGCUUUUUAUUAUGCCUUUUCCAUAUUUUUGUUAUGUUUUGUGACAAACUGGAGACUCGUGUAAGUGUGAAUGGUCCAUAAUAGAAAUGUAAUUCUUACAUUUCUUGGCCAUUGCCUUGUAUGUUGAAAAAUUGGUUUAUCCAAAUACGAGCACAUUGCCUUAUUUCUCUACAUACAUAGGACUGAACUUUCAACUCCGUUCGUAUCUUGUUGUUCAUGACAGCCAAGCCUUCGCCAUCUCUAAUGUUUACAGGCGGUUACACAAUAACUCGUCUUUUCUCUUUGAUUUUUCAAAAGGACCUCUGUAUAAUUUUACCUUUCACAUCAAGGUGCAACACUGACAGUAUUUGACAGGCUGAGCCUGCCAAAAUAUUGAUUUGCCUAACAGACUUUCACAGUUGGCUUCUAUCCUAACUGUCUUCCUGAUUUUUUCCCCUUUCGUAAUACAACUAGCCUGCAGUCACUAUCAGAAAAAUUACACAGAUGUUGUUUGUGCAGUCAUGUUUUAUCAGGAGCAUGAAUUUCAUUAAAUUCUGCUUGCUGACAUUCAAUCAUUUGUCACUUAACAUGCACCAAAUGGUCAUAUGUCAUGGUCACUUCACAUUUCCAGUCUUGUCACUUGUACUGUUAUUCCUGAUUUGUGUAAAUGUUCACUUCAGUGUUGGUAUCUCUUACUUAACGUCUCUAGCAUGUCCCUAGGGACUACUGGUAAUAAUACUGUUGCUGUUCUGUUACACAAUAUUAAGAAACACUUAGAUUAUACCAAUCAACGUUGUCUGAGAACAUUUUUCUGGCAUACUCAGUAAAUAUUCAAAGAAGAAGCCUGCAUAUGUUUUUCUUGGUUUCAUGGAACCACUCACAAUUAUAUUUGUCCAAGAGGGCCUUCUAGAGCCCACGAGACAGUGAAGAACACCUUUAUCCCUGCUCACCCAUUGACAUUCCCAUGUAAGAGACCAGAUUACCAUUACCACCUCCAGCGUCCUUAGUUCACAGAUGCAAAUGCAAAUCACUUCUAAUUAGAAAAAUGUGAGACCAUUUACUAGAAUGAGCCUUACUCCCUUUGGCAACUCUUCUACAAGCGUGCAUAUGUUACCAGCACUUCGGUAGCCAUGAGUGCCUCUGACUUGCUUGGCUGGGAUACAGACAGAUGAUAAUCAUGCUCAUCUUUUCAAAAAUAAAAUAAACAAUUUUAACACUUUCCAGUGAUGUCAUUCACAACCUGAGUACCAAACACUGCACUCUGAUACCUUUUGUGUCUUUGAAUCAUAGACAUUAGAGAUGCACAAGACCUCUUAAAUCAUAUUCCAUCCCCAGCCUGUCGAUCAGGGAUUAUCAUCUAUUAUACAUAUAUUAGAGCUUUGAUCCAGGCUGUAGUCAUUUAAGGGUAGAAAUUAGCACAGUCUCAUUCCUAUGAGGAUGAUGAAAAAGGACGAAAACACUGAAGUUCACAUCAAUCUUUUCCAGAGAUUUUGCCAAAGACAGCAAAAAUUAGGAUCACUCCAAAACAAUAGAAAUAUUUACCUACAUCAUCUAACUUUUCUAAUGAGUCAUAAAAGAUGCUACACUAGAAGCUUGGGACCAGAGCUUUGGGACCAAGUGUUUGGCACUUGGGAAGGUAGGUGCUGCAAAGGCUGUUGGCAAACUUGGUAAGUCCUUGAUUCUUGAGCCGCUGCAUGUUGGUCCAGUCCUCAGGAGCAACUUACUGCAGCAACAGCCCUGUUCAAAGCAAUAACAGCCACCAACAGGUCAUUCCAGCAGCCAGGGAAUGCCAAACCACAGUAGUGCUUGUCAUUCCUCCUUUACCCCCUGGCCAACUGCCCUAUGAUGGAAUCCCCGAUUAGCCAGUUAGGGUAUGUCUACACUGCAACCAAGAGGUGUGAUUGCAGCAUGUAUAGGCAGACCUAAACUAGCUUUGAUCAAGCCAGCUCACUAAAAAUAGCAUUGAAUCUGUGGCAACACAAGUGGAGGUCCCAUGCAGGAUUGUACUUGGGCUGGCAGGCUGUGGUGACACCAUGUCUACAGUGCUAUUUUGAAUAAGCUUGCUUGAUCAAACCUAGGUUGGGUGUGCCUAUACCUGCUGCAAUCGCAUUACCCCAUUGCAGUGUAACGAUACUUUUAAAUCAAGUUUAGGCCUGCUUUGGGAAUGUGAGCUGUGCAAACCAGCCAUCCAGCAGUGGCCAGAAUCUGAUCCUUGGUCAUUGUCCACUUGCAGCUCAACUGUUUAAUUUGUAUUACAAAUGGUGCUAGGUACUUUUUAUGUUUUAAGCGAUGAAUUGUCCUAUGUAGGUAUCAUUCCACGUAUAACUGCUCUUCCUGAACUUAACUCUUUUAUUUUAGUUUCCAUUUGUACCUAUUCAAAACAUUGAGAUUAUUUCUGACUAAAAGCAUUUUUUGUGAAUUUUAAAUAUGUACCCAGGGACACUAUGCAAUGUAAAUAUCUCAAAUGUAAAAGAAAUUUUAAGAGUGGUAGCUUUGUUCAUUACUAUGUGGAUGAGAAAGGUGUACAUGUUUUUAAAAUGUGAACAAAUGUCUUUUAUAAAAUGUGAUUUAUGGGGAGUUUUAACAGUCUGUAAGAUAACAGGCCUUUACCAUGUUAAUUUAUGUAAGUAGUCUGGAUCCAGGAGGCUGAAGUUGAAAACCUGGUUUGAUUUGUAUUUAAAAAAAAGUUAGAAAACAUGGAAAUAAAGGACUGUACAUGA